AUGAAAAACAUACCCGAUUCUAACAAAGCUAGUUCAAACUUAUAUAUUCCCACGGACGAGGAAGGCAAUCCUUUAUUACGGUCACCACCAAUGGGCACCGUCUUCAAAGACCUUCAAGAUUUAUACAAUUAUAUCGAUCCACUCACAGUAGAUCAUGGGUACAAGCUCUCAGUUCUUGAUUCCCGGUAUCUUCCCAUUGAUUCGUGGAUCGAGUUCAAAUGCUACAAAGGCUCAACUCGGCAUGCGCGUUCACCAGGAGACUGCCCAUUCUACGCUCGAGCUGAUCGAAAACUUCCAUCAGACUCUUGGACUUUCACGAUCAAGAAACCCCAACAUAAUCACCCUCGCUCAAACACAGAACUGCACUAUCAUCAGCCAAAAAAAACGAACAAGUCGAAAUCGCAAGAAUCAGCGCCUGCACCCGAUUCGGUUAUUAAACGACCUUCUAAACCUCCUUCUCUCUCUAAAAAAUAUGCUGAUCACAUCAGGCGCAUGAAGAACCUCGACCACGCCACACAGACCUCCCUCCUUGAACGCUUUGAACGUGAAAUUACGCUUGCCGAAUUAGCCAAAGGUGCGACGGCUCACUCAGAGCAAGAAGAAGAGGCAGAAGUUGAAGUAACAAAGGAUGGAGCCAAAGUUGAAGAGAAAAUGAAAUCAUCAACAAAAUCAAAGUAUGGAAUGGAAACUAAAGAGAGCGAUUCAAAUACCCCGAAGCAUGAGAUCAAACUCAAAGAACAAGAAAAAUCAACUUCCAAGCAUGCGAAUCCACCCAAUCAUCAGCCUCGACCUGACAAGAGAGCUGAGAAAAAUCCAUGUGAGACUCCUGAGCAAACAACCUCUGUCAAAGCUCAAGAAAAUCUUCGUAACUUAAAGAUCAAUCAAGACCAUCAGUCUUCCAAACCAACUGAGUCUUCCGAUUCCACUCAAGUCAAAUCAACUGAGUCAAAGCCUUGCGAGUCCGAAGUCACACUCUCUCCGAUGUUAGCACCAUCAUCAAAAAUCAGUAAUACGAUAACUAAUCCAACUUUGCCAUUCCCAAAGCUCACAAGUCCAGCACCGAUAAGAACUGAAAUGCCAACCCCCUCUCCGCCAAUAGGACUCGAUCUUCACAUCAAGGAUGGAUCAGACCGACCUCCUUUCUCAACUCCUCCGCCAUUCGAAUUUGAAGAAGAUAAAUUCGAGACUCCGAAUGAAAGCUUUCCAUCCAUUCCACAGAUGCACAAAACCACCCAAACCGAGUUGCGAAUUGAACAACCUCAAGAUGAAAAAUCCACACGGAUUCUCCAGAUUGCUCAGGUUCAGCCACCAAAACAAAAGAACAUUGAAGCUCAAUUAGAAACCAUUCAAGAAUCACAAAAGGAUCCAAACUCACCUGCCUCUGUUGUCAAAUCCCCAUCAAAAAAGCGCAAGACAAGACAAGCCCCUUUGGUCACUCUUACUCAAUCAUCUGCUCGGAUUACAAGUGGUAAGGCCAGCCAACUCAGCCUACAAUCCGAUUCCCAAGGCAUCAAACCCAAACAAUGUCCUUCUGCCGCCCUCAGAGAAGCCAGAUCGAAGAAACAGGAGGAACUGCUUUCUGAAAAUCCACUCACCAUAUCCAUCAGCGGCGCAAGCGAGGAUGAAGAGUCUUUCAACAAACAAGACCGUUUGUCUCCAUCAAUAUCAGUGACUCAAAAUUCAGAAAUUCAGCAACCCAUCAAAAAAAAACAAAAACUGAUUCUUAGAUUACCAAACCCCGACAAUACAUCCAUUGACAACACCAAUAUCUCAGUUCCAGUCCAUUCAUCUCCAUCCACAUCACUUACUCAACCUUUAGACAUGGAACAACAAACCGUCAAAAAAAAACGAAAAUUGAUUCUUAAUUUACCAAACGCCAACAAUUCAUCCAUUCACAACGCCAACCUAUUAGUUCCAAAAUUAGAGAAUGAAUUAAUGAAAAAGUCUAAAAAAAAUCCACAAAUCGUAUUACUUAGUUUUGAUGAAUUGUCAGAUUCUGAUGGAACUCUAUUGCCACAAUUUGAAUAUCAAAUACAGAGUAGGAAUUGUGCAUCAUUACCGUCAGGAUUGAAUAAAUAUAGAUGUUCAUCUUGUGUCAGUAGAAAAGGGGGAUUUAUUUGCGCAUUUAUUUAUAUUCGAUCAUGGAUCUAUGAGAAACAUACAGCUAAUUUAGUAGGAGGACCAAUCUUCGAGUCUAUUAAUCAAACAGCCCUUCAAACUUCUUAUCGUAAAGCUGAAUUUAUGAUAUUCAAUGAAUUAAGUUCACAUAUGAAUGAAUUAAUUAAUCUAAGGAGAACCGUCGGAAAAGCAUUGAAACCUGUCUUGCAAAGAGAGUUGAUCGAAUUUCAAAAAAGUCAAAGUGUCAUUUUUAUUGGUAGAAGGAUUGAUGUAUCAACUCAAUGUGAUUAUUGUGCGACGACGUUGAUUGGAGUAGCUUGGAUGUGUGAAAGGUGUGGGAAGGAAGCAUGUGUGAUGUGCUUCGACAUAUUUCAAACACUGUCUAAUGAACAUGGCAAAGAAAAGGACAAUCAAAACAGUGCAGCUGGACACAAUUUUCAUUCUUCUUGGAUCAAACGGACUGGUCGUUGUGUGAAAGCGUUUGGAUCUCAACAUGACACUUCUUCAUACUUCAAAGUAUCGCAUCUAGCUCGGGAAGAAAUCUUGAAAUACUUAGAAGAGAUCGAUGAGGUCUUUCGACAAGACUCAAUCAAUACCACACCUCCACCUUCACCUUUCCCUAUUGAUGACUUCCUUCAUCAUCCACCGGAUUCAGAAAGUGAUCCUUAUUAUAAAGUAGACGUUAACACACUUGAAUCUAAUCACAUGAUGUUUGAUCAGAUUUGGUCAUCCGGGGUUCCUCUAGUGGUGACUGGGGUUCAAGAUCGAAUGCAAUUACCUUGGGAUCCUGAAUAUCUGAGCACAACUUAUGGAGAGGAACAGUGUAGCAUGUUGGACUCCAACUCACCGCAUGGUGACACCAUCAAGACGAAUGUUGGAGACUUUUUUGAGAGAUUCAAAGGAUCAAAUUUCCGUGAUGCAAAAGCUUGGAAACUAAGGGAUUGGCCACCCGAGAUAGACAUGAAUCUGAAGUUCCGUGAAUUAUUUGAAGAUUUCCAAAAAGCAGUACCCAUGGGAGAGAGCACUAGGCGAGAUGGAUUGAAGAAUCUCACAGCGCAUUUUCCUAUGAAUGCAAACAUACCAGAUAUUGGACCAAAGAUGUACAUUGCUAUGCAAACUUCAGAUCAAAGUGGAUCAUCUGGAUCAACUGGUCUCCAUAUGGACAUGUCAGAUGCAGUCAAUAUCCAAACGUAUGCCAGAUGUAAUCAGGAAGGAAUCAAAGGUUGUUCUUUAUGGCAUCUAUAUCAUGCUAAUGAUGCGGAGAAAGUGCGUAAAUUUCUCUAUGAACAUCAUGCUCAACAAUUAGGGAUCUCCGUUGAAGAGGUUAAGAGUGGAUAUGAUGAUCCAAUUCAUGUGACAAGAACUUACAUUGACGUUGAGAAGAGAGAAAAACUGCGCAAAGAAUAUGGGGUGAAAGGCUAUGAGAUUAGACAGAAACCUGGAGAAGCAGUUUUCAUACCUGCGUACACAGCACAUCAAGUUUGUAAUCUAGCAAAUUGUAUCAAGGUAGCUGCCGACUUUGUUUCACCCAUAUCAAUUGAGAAAUGUAUGAAGCUUAAAGAAGAGUUUAGGGAACAAUUGCGUGAACAACCCAAACCUUGGAAAGGCGAUGUUUUGCAAAUGGAACAAAUGCUUCUUUAG
Molecule: messenger RNA, 3759 nt
Organism: Melampsora larici-populina 98AG31
Lineage: Eukaryota; Fungi; Basidiomycota; Pucciniomycetes; Pucciniales; Melampsoraceae
Exons: 12
Coding region: 1-3759 (1252 amino acids)
Biological process (GO): regulation of transcription by RNA polymerase II
Cellular component (GO): histone deacetylase complex; chromatin
Molecular function (GO): histone H3K9 demethylase activity; transcription coregulator activity; chromatin DNA binding
Source: RefSeq, a predicted model, not a curated record